This is a messenger RNA of Rhagoletis zephyria (snowberry fruit fly), 604 nucleotides long. Lineage: Eukaryota; Metazoa; Arthropoda; Insecta; Diptera; Tephritidae. The record is from RefSeq and is a predicted model, not a curated record.
AAUGCGGCGAGAAGCCAGCCGGCGGUCGCAUUGUGGGCGGCUCAAAUGCAACGCUGAACCAGAUUCCCUGGCAAGUAUCAUGGCGUUUCUUCAACCAGACCACCAACACUCAUCGCCACAUUUGCGGCGCCUCCAUCAUCGCCGACAAGUGGCUGCUCACUGCGGCUCACUGCGUCGACGUCGUCAAGCCACUGGAGGAGAAAAACUUCCGUGCCUACGUGGGGCUGCUCUCGCAGAGUGCCCCUGACUCCAACAGCAAGCUGAUGACCAUCAAGAAGAUCACCAUGCACUCGGGCUGGGACUCACAGCAGAUCAUCAACGACGUGGCCGUCGUCGAGCUGGACGAGCCCAUUGGCCUGGAGAGCUCCAACCUCAACGCCAUCUGCUUGGGCAGGCCCACCGACAAUGUCGAGGGAAAGAUGUCGGUCAUCUCUGGCUGGGGCCUAGAGGUGCACGGUGGCAGUCAGAUUCCUGACAGGCUAAAGUUUGCCACAGUGCCGGUGGAGAAGCAAUCAGACUGCAAGAGAAUCUACAGUUUUAUCAAGCCGCUGACCGACGGAGAAGUUUGCGCUGGAAAGAACCCAGGUGGAUGUAAUGGUGACAG